UAAAAAUAUCUCAGUGAGUAACUAAUUCACAAAUUUUUUGACGAGGUAAUUAAAUUUGUAUUGUUUGGAAAAAUAAUUUUUGAUCAUAACUCCAUUUCUGCGCAGAACAUUCAUUACAUUACAGAGAGUCACAGGCAUAGAGUUGUGACUAUUGAAUUGAAUCUUGAAAGGAUAAAAAACGCCCACUACCUAUUCAUUAAAAAGAUACAACAAUUAUAAAAUUGUUAAUUAAUUAAGUUAUUAACUAAAUUAAUUAAAUAAAUUAUACAAAGAGGUAAUCUAUAAUGGUCGACAGAAAUAGUUUUGCCUCCAACGCUGCUGCCAAUCUAUCCAGUGGUGGUAGUAGUAGCAGCAGUAAUAAUGAUUUCCUUAGGCUGUCCAAUGUUAUUUCAAAUAACAUUCAGAAAAUUUUUACUAACGUCGGCCAACUUGAGUCCAUACAAAACCAGAUGUCCACAAGACCUGACAACAUGGAGCUCAAAGAUAAAUUUCACCAAAUUCAGCACUACACAAACCAACUUGCUCGUGACACGACGAAAUUCCUCAAGAAUUUAAGUGCCAUCCCAGCCAGUGGCUUAUUAUCUGAGCAGAAACAGCAAAAGUUGCAGAGGGAGAAGUUGACAGGUGACUUCGCGGGCAUCUUAAACAAGUUUCAAAUGCUCCAAAGACAGGAGAAAAAUAUUGAGGGGGAGGAGUUAAAGAAGAAAGUUGCCAGCUAUCAAAGAGAUCCAUUCAGCACCCAGGAUAAUUUUGGAGGCUCAGCAUCCUACCACCAGCAGCAGCAGCAGCAAUCAGUGCUUCAGAUCGACGCUUCGGAGAUUGAUCAAGAGAUCAUGAAGGAGAGAGAAGAUGCUCUUGUCAAAUUGGAGUCUGAUAUAUCAGAUGUCAAUCAAAUCUUCAAAGACCUCGGGAUGCUGGUUCAUGAGCAGGGAGAUGUAAUAGACUCCAUAGAGGCGAACACUGAAUCAGCUUCGGCCAAUGUCGAACAGGGCACCGAACAGCUGAGCCAGGCCCAGAAAUAUAACACGAAGGCGAGGAAGAAGAAAUUUUGUUUGAUUGGGACGCUGGUCAUCAUCCUGGCCAUCAUCAUCAUAGUUCUGGCCGCUACUCUCAGUAACAAGAUCUUCAUCAUAAUCAUCAUUCCUAGACGCUACGUUUAUUGUUUAUAGAUUUUAAAAUGAUAUUUUAAUCGUCUUAAUCGGUGAUCAUCAUCACUAUCAUCAUCGUCAUCAUCAUUAUCAUCAUCGUCAUCAUCACUAUCACCAUCGUCAUCAUCAUCACCAAGACAUGACAUGAUCUUCAUUAUCUUCACUUACAGACAUCAUUCAUCACUAGCGUCAUUUUCACUUGACAAGAACUCACACACACACACACACACACACAAAUAUAUAUGUAUAUAUAUAUAUAUUGGUUUUAUAUAACCCAUUAAUGAACGUUGUAAUAUAAUUUAUUUUUGCUUUAUUUAACAAUUAGUAAAAAAGACCUCAAUCGUUUAUACCAGAAAUUUAUAUGUAUUGAUGUGCGUGUGUGCGUCCGUGUGUGUGUGUGUGUGCGAGUCACAUAAGUUCAUCGUAAUUGAAAAAUUUUGUGUGUGUGUGUGCGUUCGUAUGUUUGUGCGUGACGUGUGUGAACGAACGAACAAACGAACGAAACUUUCCGGACAUUACUAUCAAAUUCAUCCUUAUUCAUCACUUAAUGAAUCGAUCAAUCAAUUGGUUAUUUAAUUGGAUAAUCAAUUAGCUAAUUAUACAUUUAAUUAAUUAUUUUUCACCUGAUGUACUGAUUGAUUGUAGAAUAAAGAUUCUCCAUGACUGACAUUCAUAUAAAUAUAUAAAAAAAACCACAAAUCGUUCUAUUAUUAUUAUUAUUAUGUUAUUAUUAUGUUAUUAUUAUUAUUAUUGUUGUUUAUAUUUUUCCCGCCUUUCGUCUAUGCUCUCCAGUGUAGGUAGUGGUUGUGGCAGGUCCAACAACUCCAACUCGUUUUUCAGAAUGUUCUUUGCUUCAUUUUUCAUCCUGUGCAAUUUUGACCCGUAGGCCAUGUCCCCAAGGUACGCCACGAUGAAAGUGAAAGGGAACAUUGGGGCCAGCAAUGCUUUUUUGCCUGCUUUUUUGACACCAAUGAAAGCAAUGGCCCCGUACGAAAGGUAGAAUGUCGACCACCAUUGGAAGAGGUCUCGUGACCUGGCUACCAUCAUGGCCAUCUGCUGCUCUCUCAUUACAUUUUGCAUGUGAAUCUGUCUUUCUAAUUGGGCUUUCUGAGUGGCUAGCAUAAAUUCUUGAUUUUUCUUCAGGUUUUCAUCCAUGGUUUUUCCCAGUAUAGAUCCCAUUUUUGAUUUUAUUGUGUCUUGACUUUGGUUUUAAACGUAAGUUGUUUUUUAAUUUAAUAUAUUAAAUUAAAUUCACAAGAAAGAGAAUGUUGAAAAGAAGAAAGAGUUUUUUUCAUCAAUUAAAUUUCAAAACUUAAAAUUUUUUCCCAAAAAUUGUCAAAGGUCGAGUUGUCAACCCCUAAUUAGAAGAUAAUUUUGCUUUUAAAAAUGUUCGAAGCCAGAAAUCUACUUCGAACACUUGUCAUUGGAACUAAAGUU
Molecule: messenger RNA, 2585 nt
Organism: Helobdella robusta
Lineage: Eukaryota; Metazoa; Annelida; Clitellata; Rhynchobdellida; Glossiphoniidae
Exons: 16
Coding region: 285-1169 (294 amino acids)
Biological process (GO): vesicle-mediated transport; intracellular protein transport; vesicle fusion
Cellular component (GO): SNARE complex; endomembrane system; membrane
Molecular function (GO): SNAP receptor activity; SNARE binding
Source: RefSeq, a predicted model, not a curated record